Molecule: messenger RNA, 1095 nt
Organism: Botrytis porri
Lineage: Eukaryota; Fungi; Ascomycota; Leotiomycetes; Helotiales; Sclerotiniaceae
Exons: 2
Coding region: 1-1095 (364 amino acids)
Source: RefSeq, a predicted model, not a curated record
AUGUUUGUUCCCGUCUUUACAAUCAAGUUCCUUGCAAUUCUGUCCUUUCUCUUUGCCAUCGUUUCUGGAAACCCUAUCAAGCGUAGUGAGGAAGAAGCUACAGGAGUGAGAAUUUCAGGUCUUUUUGGUCUUUUUACUACGCUUGCUACUUCUGCUUUGACGACUGGUGAGCAGGUUGGCAUCGUCAUCCUCUCCAGCCAAACCAUCUUCAUCCAAGAACCCAACUUCUUCCCCGCCACAGAAUGGGGCGUUCCGGAACCCACACGCUCCAGCACCAGCUCUAGCACCAGCACUCUCGCUGCGGGAGCCGUUGCUGUGACGAGUACAUUUGGGAAUACACCAUAUAGUUUUCCUACCCCUGGGUUCCCUGCUGCAAGCACGCAGGUUGAUGCUUCUGCAUCUGAAGAUUCGUCUACUGAUGCUCAGGCUUCUACUUCCGCAUCUGAUGCUUCUGUUACCGACACUCCGGCUCCAGCUUCUGCAUCUGCAUCCGAAGAUUCAAUCCCACCACUAAUCCUAACCCCCUUAAUCGGCGACAAACAACAAAUCGCCGCCACAACAACAUCAUGCAACCCCGCCAUCGCAGGCGUCACAAUCCCCGCUAGCGCUCUCACAACCGGCGAAUUUGUCGCGGUCGAAGUUCUCUGCGAGGAAACAAUUUAUAUCCAAGAGCCCAAUUUCUACCCCACAAAGACCUUUUACGGUAUCCCUGCAUCUUGGACACUAAAUACCACGGACAUCACGUCCACAUCUACAUCUACGAUGUGCAAUACCGCUGUUGCAGGUACUACGAUCCCCGUCAGUGCUCUCACGACUGGCGAAUUGGUCGCGGUGGAAACUCUUUGUGGUGAGACAGUUUAUAUUCAGGAACCUAAUUUUUAUCCUACCAAGACGUAUUAUGGUGUUUCUGCUUCUACUUCUACAAUGAGUGCAUCUUCAACAAGCACAAUUGUAGAUGUUGAACCGCAGGUGAUGGAGAAGCGUGCUGGAGAUAGUGUACCAUUCUUUGCGAAUAACAUGCCGACUUCCCUGCGUCAUGUGAAUGCGAAUCGGAUCCAGAGUAUUGAGUGUGGUGCAGCUGGGGCUUCUGAGUAG